AUUCCCACACACACUCGUUUCUUCUUCAUCGAAUACCCUAUUCUUCGCUUAUUUGUCUAAAUCGCCGCAAUCACUUCAAAAACCUCAAAACAUCUUGUUUUGCUUUACUAUCAAUUCUCAUUCAUGGAGUUUCACGGUCUACCAAGAAAGGAGCUUCAAGCUCUUUGCAAGAGGAACAAGAUUCCUGCUAAUAUGACCAACGUUGCCAUGGCUGACGCUCUCGCCGCUCUUCCUCAGGUUGAGGGAUUGGGUGAAAUUAUGAAUCCAAAGGAAGGUGUUGAUAUUGGUACUCCGGCUGUUCAACCUCGAACAGCUGGUAGAGCUACAACUCAAAGGAAACCGGUGAAAGAAUCGGAAAGCUCUAAGAUCUCUACCCGACCUAACCGUGGGGCGAGAUCUGGAGUAGCUGAAGGAGAGGUUGAGCAGGAGAACAAAAAUGCAAAUGUCCCUGUUACUACUCCUGCUGUUGUGCCGUGUACCAGGAGAAGAGGUCCUGCGGUUUCUACUCGUGGAAAGAAGGAAGUGAUCAUUUUAGAUGAUGAUGAGGAAGAUGAUAAGAAUGAGGUCGAUGAAAAGACGAAGGAUGUGCCGGCUAAAACUCCUGCUGUAGCGCCUAAAAGUAGGACAAGAGCAGCGGGCCGAUCGGUUCGCGACAAGAAAGAUGUCUCGGCUGGAACUUCGUUGCAGAAUGCUUAUAGCACAAGGAGGUCUGUGAGAGUGUUGGGCAAGAGCUUGUCCAAGGUUAGCUUGGUGGAGACUGAGGACAAGGAGCAGACCAAGAGUGAGGAUGUUUCUGAAGACGGAACUAGUUUGCAGACAGAAUCAAAUGGGGUUUCUCGGAACAAUGAUGAAGUGGAAGUUUCCUCUGUAAACAAAGCUGAAUCUGAAACCAAGUCACAUGAUUCUGGUUCAGAAGAGAAAUCUUCUGACGCAGAGGAUGUGUUGCAGGCUGAACCAGAAGUAGAGGGUUCAGAGAAUGUUAAUCAAGUGGAGGCACAUGAGAACCUAGGUUUAAAUCUGGAAGACAGUUUUGAGACAUGUGUUGAUUCAAAAGAAGCAGAAUCAGAGCAGCCUGACCUGGAAGAAUCUGGUAAUGCUGAUGGAACUGAAAAUAAGGAAAGCUUUGGAGCCAAACAAGAUCAAACUAUGGAGUUUGCUGCCCCAGAAGAGACACCUCUGGAAGUUACUGACCAAGCUAUUGGUGAUACUGCUGAAAUUGAAAAUAAGGAAACCUUUGGAGCCAAACAAGAUCAAGCUAAUGAGUUUGUUGCCCCAGAAGAGGCUCCUCUCGAAGUUGCUGACCAAGGCAUUGACGCUUCGACUGAUGUGGUGUCUGGUGAUAUUUCUAUGGAAGUUGCUGACCAAAAAGAAGUUGCUGGCUUGUCUGUUGAAGCAUCUGAGGAAGCUUUCAAGGGGACUGCUGAACAAGCUACUGUUGGCUUGUCCGUUGAGGCUUCUGAAGAGGCUUCUAAGGAGAUUUCUCACCAAGUUAUUGCCUCUUCAACCGACCUGGUGUCUGAUGAUUCUAAGGAAGUUUCUCACCAAGAAGAAGUUGCUGACUUGUCUGUUGAAGCAUCUGAAGAAAUACCCAAGGAAACUGCUGAACAAGCUUUUGUUGGCUUGUCCUUUGAGUCAUCAGAAGAAGCUUCUAAAGAGAUUUCUCACCAAGCUAUUGCCUCUUCAACUGAUGCUGUGUUUAAUGAUGCUUCUAAUGAAGUGUCUGCUGAGGUAUCUGAAGUGGCUUUUAAGGAGAUUGCCGAACUAGCAACUACUGAGGUAUCUGAAGUGUCCCUUGAGUCAUUUGAAAAAGCUUCUCAGGAGUCUUCUCACCAAGCUAUUGCUCCUCUGGAUGUCGUGGUAGCUGAUGAUGCUUGUGUUGAUAACCUUGAUGAAGGUGUUGCUGACAUGGUAGUUGAGGAGGUAGAGAAUGUAGAGGGUGCAGUUUCUGCUAUUCUAGCAGAAAAAGAUGAAACUUCUGGUAGAGCUGAAGAUGAGGGCGAAAAAGAAAGCAGCGAUGUUGAAAAGGUAAUUCUUGAACUUUCAAUGAUGGAUGUUUCUUCAAAGAAAGAGGCUGACCAGAAUAAUACAUCCCAGAAGCUGGAAGUAGCUCAAGCUGAGGAACUUGGCACAGAAGGACACGCUGAACUUGAAGAUGAGAGCGAAAAAGAAAGCAACAGUGUUGAAAAGGUAACUCUUAAACUUUCCAUGAUGGAUGUUUCUGCAAAGAAAGAGGCUGACUUGAAUAAUACAUCCCAGAAGCUGGAAGUAGCACAAGCUGACGUACUUGCCACAGAAGAAAACCCUGAGCUUGAAGCGGUGGUUCAAACCAAUGAUGAGAAAACCAAUGAGUCCGUGGCUGUUGAGCAGAUAAUGGAAGAACCCAUUUGCUCGCCUCAGUUGGAAACUAAGGAAAAGUUGAAAACCAUUCAGGAUAUGAGUGUGCGGAGACUCAGAAAGUUGCUGAAAUCAGGAACCAGGGAAAUUUCAAAUGAAUUUCAAGCAGUUACUAGUGUUGACAGUGACAUGAACAAGCAGGUACUGAAAUCAGGAACCCAAGAAAUUUCAAAUGAAAUUCAAGCAGUUACUAGUGUUGACAGUGAUAUGAACAAGCAGUUACUGGAAUCAGGAGCCAAAGAAAUCUCUAAUGAAAUUCAAGCAGUUGCUAGUGUUGAGAGUGAUGUGAACAAUCCAAAUGCGAAGAAGGAAAACUCGAAAACCAUAGAUGUUCAAAAUAUGAGUAUGAGAGGUCUGAAAAAAUUGCUGAAGGAGAAGUUAGAUGGAAAACUGGCCAUGUCUGAUAAUGAUGAUGUUCAAAUGCAGGGAGUGGAGAAGAAGAGAACUGCACUGCAAGCACUGCCACAGAAUCAGUUGGCUGAGAAAAAGGCCGCGUAUUAGGAGUGAUAAAGUAAUAUUAGGUGAGACCACUUAGAAUGUGGAGUAUGAGAGUUAUACUUUAUGAGGUGGAGAAUCCAAACCUUGGUUUGGUUUAUGUUUUUCUCAUUUUUACUGUGCAAGUUUUAAUGGUAUUGCAUUGUUACAAACACUUAUUGGGGCACUCUUUUAUGCCCCAAAUUGCCUAUUAAUUUUAUGUUGCUUUAUUACCUGUUAGAUUUUGAAACAGUUUUUAGAUGAAAUUUAUAAUAUAUUUUGAGACAUAUU
Molecule: messenger RNA, 3159 nt
Organism: Vicia villosa (hairy vetch)
Lineage: Eukaryota; Viridiplantae; Streptophyta; Magnoliopsida; Fabales; Fabaceae
Exons: 4
Coding region: 124-2895 (923 amino acids)
Source: RefSeq, a predicted model, not a curated record